AUGAUUCCAAAACCCAAGGUCCUUCAAUUCCCUCCUAUCCGCUAUGCCGACGAUGCUUGGGAAAAACUCUCAGAAGUUGCUGAAAUAAUUCCCGUGACAGUAGCCUCUCGUCAAGAGUUGAUCGAAUUAUUGCACGGCGAGUACUCUGAUAUCGUCGCCAUCGGUAGAGGGUAUCUUACUGGAAAACAAGUAGGACGCUUUGAUCGAGAUCUGAUCGGCCAUUUUCCUAACACGUUGAAAUUCAUUGCUCAUCAAGGUGCCGGAUACGAUCAGAUAGACGUAACGGAAUUAACAAAACGCGGUAUUCAGCUUGCGAAUGCUCCAGAUAUUGUUAAUAACGCUACAGCUGACACUGCUUUGUUUCUCUUACUCGGAGCUAUGAGAAAUUUCGAGGAGGGGAGAAGAAAUCUUCGAAAUGACGAGUGGCCAACAAAAGGCUUCGCAGCCGGCGCCCAGCCAGGGUUUACUCCUGAUGACAAAGUGCUUGGAAUCAUCGGAAUGGGAGGCAUUGGAAGAACACUCUGCAAACGGGUUCGGCCCCUGGGCUUCAAGAAGAUCGUUUACUAUAACAGAUCACCAUUAUCCGAAGCGCUAGAGUUAGGUUGCCAAUAUCUCCCUUUGGAGGAGCUUUUGAAAUGCGCGGAUGUUGUAUCUAUUCACUGCCCUUUGAAUGAAUCUACCAAACAUCUGCUCAACAAAGAUCGGUUUCAUCUUAUGAAAGAUGGCGUCAUAAUAAUUAACACUGCUCGCGGAAGUGUGAUUGAAGAACAAGCUCUCCUAAGGUGCUUGAAAACUGGAAAAGUUGCUAGAGUUGGCCUGGACGUCUUCGAGAAUGAGCCUCACGUUAGUAAUGAGCUAUUAGAGCUUCCUAAUGUUCUCGCCCUUCCACAUAUGGGCACACAAGCUAUCCAAACUGUGAAGAAAAUGGAAGAGUGUGUUGUGGACAAUAUUUAUGCGGGUAUCCAUACAGGAAAAGUUUUGAAUCUUGUUUGCGAACAACGGUUCAGAUUUUGA
This is a messenger RNA of Lachancea dasiensis, 1014 nucleotides long. The record is from the annotation of a GenBank genome assembly. Lineage: Eukaryota; Fungi; Ascomycota; Saccharomycetes; Saccharomycetales; Saccharomycetaceae.